This is a messenger RNA of Fusarium poae, 564 nucleotides long. RefSeq lists its product as uncharacterized. The coding region runs from base 1 to 564 and encodes 187 amino acids. The transcript has 2 exons. The record is from RefSeq and is a predicted model, not a curated record. NCBI's taxonomy places the organism in Eukaryota, Fungi, Ascomycota, Sordariomycetes, Hypocreales, Nectriaceae.
AUGACAGAACAAAACUCGACAGAAAUGGCUCUUCCAAACCUCAAAUUUACAUUCAACGAGACUGUUUCAGAAUGGAACGUCAGCCAUCGCGAAUGGCUCAAGUCGCACAACAAAACGUGGGAUUCUCUAGCAACAGGAGCCCUCGUAUUUGACGCCUCCAACCGCAUUCUCCUACUGCAGCGCGCACCUGACGACAGCAUGCCCAACAAAUGGGAAAUCCCCGGAGGAGCAUGCGACGACGAGGACGAGAGCGUCCUGCACGGUUGUGUGCGCGAGCUCUGGGAGGAAACAGGUCUAAAAGCCACGCACAUCCGCCACGUUAUACCUGACAACCAAAAUGGGAAGCCCGGGGCGGUGUUUACGAAUCGCACGGGCAAGAGAUUCUUUUGCAAGUUUAGCUUUGAGGUGGACGUUGCUUUGAUGGAUGUGAAGCUGGAUCCGAAGGAGCAUCAGGAUUACGUGUGGGCGACGGAGGAGGAGGCUAAACAGCAGUGCAUGGGGGAGAGAGAGAUUCCUUUAACGAAUGCGAUUAUGGGUUCAAUCGCUUUAAAGAUCAAGAAGUGA